GAAAUCAACAUGAAGUCGUUUCUGUUGUCCUUACGCACGGCUGCGUUCAUCUUCAUUCUUUUCUCUGAGUGUGUGAGUGGGAAGGACUGUACAUGUGAGCUGAACAACUUGCAGCGUCCUUUUCCGAUGGAGAAACUCAACUCGAUUCUCACUGAGGCUGACCAGUGCACCAAGAGCAUCACUUCAACACAGUUCAUGGAGGUGGAUGUACUGAUGUUGGGGGUGCAGCGGCGGCUGGAGCAGCUGGAAGAGAGCGUGUCUGUGUUGGAGAAGGAGGACGAUGGUGGUCUGUACGGUGCUGUUUCACUGCGAAUCAUUGAGCUCGAACUCGCUGAGGUUCUGGAGCUCAUGAGUAAACUGAACAAAACCAUCAGCUCCCACAAGCAGCUCAGUCAGAGCACCGCAACCAAGUUGCAAAGCAUGACAGAGGGCAUGCAGGAGCUCGAGGCCUUUGAUCUUUCGCACGUGGUGAGCAAACAGCGAGAAAAUCAGCGUGUUAAGCAAGAAUUGGCUGAUUGCCAGAACAAGCUUCAGGCCACUCCUCAGCCUUCCACUCCUCAGCCACGACGCUGUCCACAAGGACAUUUGGUUAAUGUGACCGGCCCUAGAACUUACUCCCUUACCCAGUAUGGAACCUCAUACUCUUACGGCGCCUGGGGAAAAGACCCAAAACCUGCUCCAGGGAAGGAGGACACGUACUGGCUUGUAGCUCUAACCAGCAGUAAUGCUUUUACCAAUUAUGUGCGAAAUUACAGCAGUUUAAGCACUAUGCUGGUUGGUGUGGGUGCUGCAGACAGCAGCAUUGCUUCCUCAAACCCCACCACAAACACUAUUGUGGGCCCUAACGUCGUGAUGUACAGAGGUGCGCUAUACUACAACUGCUAUAAUGUACCAUCUGUGUGUCGCUUCAACAUCUCUGCCCGCUCCGUCACCAAUACACCACUUCCAAAAAACUCUGGUGCUAAUAACAAGUUUCCUUUCGGCCACUUGGACGCUGCGUACAUCUACACAGACCUGGAUUUUGCCACAGACGAGUCUGGUGUCUGGGUCGUCUACUCAUCAACAGAAAAUUUUGGCAAUGUGAUCCUUAGUGAAGUGAUAGAAGGAAGUCCUCCGUCUCUGGGUCGGACGUGGAACACGUCGCUGCACAAGCGCACUGUCACGAACACCUUCAUGGUAUGUGGAGUGCUUUAUGCCACACGAUUCCUGGACAAACAGACGGAGGAGAUUUUCUACUCAUUCGACACGGAGACAAGAGAGGAGCGAUACGAUCUGAAGAUCCGCAUACAGAAGAUGCAGACCAACAUCCAGUCUCUGAAUUACAACCCACAAGACCGAAUGCUUUACAUAUACAGCGACUCAUACAUUGUGUCAUAUGCUGCUGUGUUUAACUAAACAAUUAUCUUCUCUUACAUCUAUGUGACAGUCAUUCAAAUUCCUUUUUAUAGAUGCUUGUGGUUUAUGCUGGAACUGGAAUCUUCUAAUUGUUGUAACAAAUUUCUAAAAUAAAAUGUUGGCAGUUUCUUUUAUUUUUUCAGAAAUAAUAUCUGCACAGUUUAUUGUCACUGUUUUUUGAAAAUACAUUUUUACCAAUAAAA
Silurus meridionalis is the source of this 1598-nucleotide messenger RNA. Its product is annotated as olfactomedin-4-like. The transcript has 5 exons. Lineage: Eukaryota; Metazoa; Chordata; Actinopteri; Siluriformes; Siluridae. Gene Ontology annotation, biological process: signal transduction. The record is from RefSeq and is a predicted model, not a curated record. Bases 10 to 1395 code for a protein of 461 amino acids.